UAAUCAAAAUAAUGAUAUUCUCACUCAUCCCAAUCAUAAUCACAGUCAUAGUCAUAAGUCUCGUAAGGAUGGUAUCUGGAAUACAAACAAUAAUGAGGAACGUCAAAGGAUAAGAGAAUUUUGGUUACAAUUAGGCGAAGAAGAAAGGAGAAGUUUGGUAAAAGUGGAAAAAGAGGCCGUACUGAAAAAAAUGAAAGAACAACAAAAGCAUUCUUGUUCAUGUUCUAAUCCAGCAUCGUUUUCACCUUGUACACCACCACCAGAUGAACAAAAAUCUAAUCGAUCUUCGAUAAGAUACUCUCAUAUACCAACUGGUUCAACCAGUGGUGGUGACAGUACUGGUAACGGUGGAGGAAUUGGAGGAAUUGGAACAAGUAGUAAAAGUGCAGGAGGUAAAGGAAUUAGUGGUGUUACAAAUCCUUUCGCAGGAAUCUAUAGAACAACUGAACAAAUACCAGAAGAUACAAUAAGAGUAAAUAAAUAUGAAACUUCAAUGCCAAUAAGGGUGGAUAUUGAAGCAGCAUUAACAUAUGUCUUGGGUUGUGUUACAGGUGUAUUUUUCCUGAUUUUUGAACAUAAAAAUGAUUAUGUUAGGUUUCAUGCAUGGCAG
Entrophospora sp. SA101 is the source of this 610-nucleotide messenger RNA. The record is from the annotation of a GenBank genome assembly. Lineage: Eukaryota; Fungi; Glomeromycota; Glomeromycetes; Entrophosporales; Entrophosporaceae.